Messenger RNA from Ctenocephalides felis (cat flea), 1646 nucleotides. Its product is annotated as synaptotagmin-5-like. The record is from RefSeq and is a predicted model, not a curated record. Gene Ontology annotation, biological process: regulation of calcium ion-dependent exocytosis; cellular response to calcium ion; calcium-ion regulated exocytosis. Bases 147 to 1583 code for a protein of 478 amino acids. Gene Ontology annotation, molecular function: calcium-dependent phospholipid binding; clathrin binding; calcium ion binding. The transcript is spliced from 10 exons. Lineage: Eukaryota; Metazoa; Arthropoda; Insecta; Siphonaptera; Pulicidae.
GUGCCGUAUACAAAUAUUUAUUUUGAUAUAUAUUUAAGAAUAUACAAAACUCGACUGGACACAUAUAACAGAAAAUGGACUAUUGAGCGAAUGAGGAUUUUUCUAUAGUUGCUAAUUAGUAAUAGAGUUUUCAGUUCCAGAUAAGCAUGGAUUCUCGAAUAGCCCUGAACGAUGCUGACUCCAUAUACCAGGCGGCCGGCUACGCCGCGUUAAGCUUCAUAUUCGUAGCGCUGGCUGCUCUACUGUUCUACGUGGCUUGCUCCAAGCGCUACAGACUAAACUGGUUCGAAAAAAACCUUUUAGAGAGGGCGCAAGACGAAGAAGUAGGACACAGCCACGAAGCACUGAUGAGUGCUGGUUGCGCUUCAGCAUGCCCUGGGCCAAGUGAUGGCAACCAGGGUGCUAGAAACGCGGACUCAUCGCCUGAUUCAUUUUGGGUGCCAAGUAGACUACAAAGACGAAGUAGUGAUGACUUACCCUCACCGGAUGAAUCAUUAGCUGGUAGCCCAGAAUCUCCUUGUUCACAUAGAUCUUUUGGUGGUGAUUCAUUACAUACUCUUGGUACUAGUACACCACCAUGUCCUCCUUGUCCACUCACCAGAAAUGACCGCCACGUAGUCUUAGCAGCAGCACCACCAUCUCGACCACGAGUUGCCUCUAUGCAGGCCAAAUUAGAUCACACUAAAAUUGAUUCUUCAAUGUACCAGCAGGAUUCUCCACCUAGAACUCCAAACAAUUCUGAGUCAAUACAAGGUUCAAUGCAUAUAACUUUGCAAUAUGAUCCUUCUGCGGGAAUACUUACCGUCAGACUUAUCGAGGCACAAGAUCUUCAAGCAAGAGAUUUUAGUGGAACUGCUGAUCCUUACGCUAAAAUUCGCUUGUUGCCUGAUCGAAACAAUGUUUGGCAAACUAGGAUACAUAAACGAACACUUAAUCCAGUUUUCGAUGAAGAUUUUGUGUUUGAAGUAUCACCUACAGCAAUUGCAUUACGCACACUUGAAGUUUUGCUCUACGAUUUUGAUGCUUAUAGCAGGCACGUCUGCAUAGGUGGAUCUCAGAUUCCCUUAUCCCAAGUAGAUUUGUCGGAACGUGUGGACAUUUGGCGUGGACUAGGCCCUUGUGAAGAUAGGGAUGCAAAAGCUGAUUUAGGAGAUUUGAUGAUAUCUAUGUCAUAUUUGCCAUCAGCUGAAAGACUUACUGUGGUGGUUAUAAAAGCUCGGAACCUUAGAGUAGUAGAUGACUCUCGAACUUCUUCAGAUCCAUUCGUGAAAGUAUCCUUACUCCACAAUGGAAAACGACUCAAGAAACGCAAAACUAGUGUCCACAGAAACACCGUGAACCCAGUAUUUAACGAAGCCCUGACCUUUGACCUAUCCCGAGAUACUCUUCGCAGGAGUACCAUUGAAUUUUGCGUCCUGCACGACAGUCUUUUGGGAGCAAGCGAGCCUUUAGGUAAGGCUACGGUAGGAACUGGAGCUGGAAGGGCUCCAGAAGAAAAGGAAUUCUUCGCUGAAAUGUUCAGGACGAAAUCGGCUACUGCUAGGUGGUUGCCUUUACAGGAUCCUAGAAAUCAGAAGGACUGAAUGAGGUAUAAAAGUCUGAAGAUUUUUCAUUCGGGAUAAAACGAGGUAAGUGGUGAAGAAAUA